AUGCUGGAGGAUGACGCUGCUACGCCGCAAGUGAAGCCAAUUGAGCAAGUCCGAGGUAUUCAGAGUGGCGAGUUGUUCGUUCGUUUGAAUGGUGCAAAGCUUUGCGAGCCUCAAGGAACUCUGCAUGGCGCCCACCCUUUCUUGUUGAAGCUGUUGCGUCUACAAGAUGAGAACAAUGAAGUUGUGCAGCGUCUCGUGCAGCCAAGCGAAGCGAAAUUGGCGUUCACUCGCAAAAUGCGACGACAGAUUCGACAGCAGAGACGCACAGUGAAGGAACGUUGGGAUGCUGUACGAGAUGUGAUCCAAGUGUAUGACAACGGAAACGUGUGCGCAAUUGCGAAUCACCUCGCGCCAGUUGUGAAUCCCGCUUCGAAUGCUCUGGAUCAAUACCUGCAGCAGUUUCAGAAACUUGUACAAGCUUAUAAGCAGCACGUGACAAGCGAUAUCCUUCGUCUGUACGCUGUGCUUGAGGCUGAAUGUAAAUACAUCACGGCGUGGAAUAAACGGGAGGAAGCCAAGUGCAGAGACCAACGCGUACUCACCAAGCUGCUCUUCCAAUUCAAUUCUUUUUCGUUGCAGCUCGAGAGUGAGACGUCCGGACAGGUGCGAAUGUGGAGACUGCCAGUGUCAGACCCACAACGUAUGCGUUGCGUCAAAGCUGCCACGGAGAACAUCAAGAAACAUUUCUUCUCGUCAUCAGAGCAGUUUCUGGAGGUACUGGAGGUCUACAAGAUCGACAAUCGAGUGCUGCUGAAUAGCUUUCAAAGAUUUACCAGUUCACUAUCGAAGACAUGCUCCGAAAUCAAGAUCAAGGGCUUAUUUUGCAGUGUACCCGCUGAGAGCGUCGAACGCUGCAUUGUAUACGGUAUGCACGCAGGGGAGAACGGUGAGCCUCGUUUCUUAGACCCUGAUGGAGCCGAAAUCAAGAUAUUCAGCCGAUCGGUAUUAUUACAGGAUCGCAAAGAUGCCCCAGGGACGAAUAUGGCAUUCCGAGCGCGCUCAAAAGUAAAUAACGGCACACCAUUGCAGUUUCCAAGGCGGUUUAGCAGGUACAAUACACUAGAGGAAAUGCGUACUACAAUAACGACAACCGAGUCACGAUCUGAGGACCACUUACGCGCAGUGCAGUAUCUAGCACUGUGCAGGGUCGCCAUGACCAAGACACUUCGAGUGAAGAGCAAUUCUGUUGCAAGAUUCCCCGAAGAUCCAAGCGUUGGUGCUCUACACUUUACUAGCGAGGAGGAAUACUUGGUGCGAUACCCAGAUGCGGUUGUACCCGAAUUCAUCAUCCAAUUUCGUAUUAGAACCCCAUCCGCCACACUAUCAGUCGAUUUUUCGGGUCAGAGUGCUAUCCCGGUAUCAUUGGCGUCUUCAGAGCCAAGUGUAGCGUCUAACGCUUUCCAGGACUUCAUAUACAGCGCAGCUUUCGACAGUUCUUCCCCGGCAAUCUCUGCGUUUCCGCUUGCGAUGCCUCCUUCGCAACACCAACGUAGCUUCUUCAGACACGAUGGCGUCCUAAGUCAGAGUUGUUCGGGCUCCCAGCAACAAGAUGAAGAAGCGAAGACAGCGGAUGAACAAUCACAAGUACCACCAGAGAUUGUAUUGGCAAACUGUGCGCGACAGAAGACUCAAUUGCGAGAGGAUUUACAGCGUCUCGAGAGGUUCUUCUGGUCACGAGCACGUGAAAUCUGGGAGGAAACAGGAAUCCGCAGCGGAGUCAAGAUACAGCGUGACAGUGAACUCCACACACUCGACAAAGUGCAGACACGAAACCAGCAGCUUCGUGCCGAACUCAAUCGACUCAAUCAAUUGGAGGACGAAUUGGCACGCCAAAGACCUCGAUCCAGACGACGUUAG
Messenger RNA from Phytophthora nicotianae INRA-310, 1857 nucleotides. RefSeq lists its product as hypothetical. The coding region runs from base 1 to 1857 and encodes 618 amino acids. The transcript has 4 exons. Lineage: Eukaryota; Oomycota; Peronosporomycetes; Peronosporales; Peronosporaceae. The record is from RefSeq and is a predicted model, not a curated record.